Molecule: messenger RNA, 1632 nt
Organism: Didymodactylos carnosus
Lineage: Eukaryota; Metazoa; Rotifera; Eurotatoria; Philodinida; Philodinidae
Source: the annotation of a GenBank genome assembly
AGAAUAACUAAUUCAUAGUCAUUUUACUGAAUGGAUCAUUCUGAGACACAACGGGAUAUCUGUAUGUAGUGGUCAUUGACGUAUGGCAUUCACUUUUAUAUUAUUUUUUUUGUUUUUUUUCUUCUUCAUCUCUUCUUCUAAUGGUCAAACUCAUUUAAGUGAAUGUCUUGAAUACUAAGUACUUCAAAAUAGAUAACAUUCAUUUUAUGUCUCGUCUUUCAAUCACAUAUUCAAUGUAAUGAUGAUCAUCAAUUUCUUCUCUGUGUUUUUUUUUUUUUUUAUUUUAUUUUAUUUCUUGUUCAUCAUUAUUUCUAUUUGAAUAGAGUUGAGUUGUAAUUUAAACAAACGAACAAAUGCUAUUAUUAUUUUUAUGUUUUUCCGCUUCAUCAUUCAUUUGGAGCACGACUUAUCUCAUUUUCUCUCUUGUUUAGUUUUCUUUUUUCUUCUUUUUUUUUUUUUAAAUAAAAAUAAAACUUAUUAUAACAAUAAUUUGUACAAAUACGUGAUGAAGAUGGUUCGAUCUGAAGACUAUUUUCUCUUAUUAUACUGCCCCUUAGAUACGUUCUUUCUUGUUUCUAAGAAGAAGAAGAAAAAAGGAAAACAGAAGAAAAUAUUACAUCUCAGAUAUGUAGAUGGAUAAUAUUGUGUAGAGUUAUGAUAACAUAUUACAACUUUUUUUUUUUUUUUUGAUCUAUUUGACUUUGAUCAAUCAUGUUUGAAUAAUGAGAAGAAAAUAAACAGAAUGCGUGUGCGUGUUUAAUUUUAACCAUCAAUCAAUUUGUAAUGGUCGUCGUGGUCAAUUUUAGAAAAAUAAAAAUUCAUUUUUUUUCUUCCUCUUUUUCUUCAUCCCAUCUCUGUUUUUUUAUUUUUUAGAAUUUAUUUAUUCUUAUUUCUAAAUUUAACAAAAAAAUGUUUUACUUUAUCAUUGUGAAUAAUAAGAAAAACGACGUAGACUAAUAGAAAGAAGUAAGUAAAUUUCAUUUUUUAGAGUUUUAAUUAAACAUUUUAUCAUAUAAUAUUGAAUUAACUAUUAAAUUUCAAUAUUAAUUUAAUGUUUUGUUUUUUCUGUUGUUGCUUUUUUAUUAUCUUUAUAUUUUUCAUCAGGUCUUAUUUACAAGUGAAUUCAUUGUCACUGUUAUUGUGAAUGGAAUGGAAUUAAAUUUAUUUUAUAUAUGUUUUAAUAUGAUAUUAAUACAAUUGGGAAAAUGUUAUAGACAAAGUUUUCAAUGUUUACAAUGCGAUAAUCAAAUAGAUGGUCCAAGUUGUGGUGAAUUUUCAAAAAUUAUCCCAUUACAAGAAUGUCAAACAUUUUGUUAUUUUGCUAUUAUACGUAAUUAUACAAUAUAUCGUAGAAAACGUUUACAUACUACACGUGCAAUACGUGAUUGUUCAAAUUAUAGUGAUAUUGAAAUAGAAUCAGAAAAAAUAUUAGAAAUAAAAAUACCAAAUAUUCGACAUCAUCGUUCAUUAAAUAUUAUGACAGUAAAACGUUGUAUAGGUGAACAAUGUAAUAAUGAAUUUUAUUUAAAAGAAUCAAAUGGAGGAUCAUUAACAACAAAAAUAACUAGUCGUCAUUGUUAUUAUUUAAUUAUUAUUUCAUUUGUUAUUAUUCUAUUCUAUUUAAAUAGAUAA